Molecule: messenger RNA, 1034 nt
Organism: Papaver somniferum (opium poppy)
Lineage: Eukaryota; Viridiplantae; Streptophyta; Magnoliopsida; Ranunculales; Papaveraceae
Product: heavy metal-associated isoprenylated plant protein 39-like
Exons: 3
Coding region: 157-660 (167 amino acids)
Molecular function (GO): metal ion binding
Source: RefSeq, a predicted model, not a curated record
UUUAAAGGAAGCUCUUGAGAACUUCUCUUCUUCUCUCUCUCUGUAGUUCCAUUAUUUUCCCUUUUCUUUCCCCUGUAGAUUGUAGUUAUCAUCAUAUAAUCUCCUCUGUAUCAGCUUCCGUUUCUAUCUAGAUCAGAUUGUUAAACUGAGAAGAAAAUGAAGCAGAAGCUAAUUUUGACAUUGGAUUUACAUGACAACAAAGACAAGCAAAAGGCUUUGAAGAAGGUUUCUAGUCUAUCAGGAAUAGAUUCAAUCUCCAUGGACAUGAAAACAAAGAAAUUAACAGUGAUUGGAAUUGUUGAUCCUGUGGACAUUGUUAGCAAGUUAAGGAAGUUCUGGCACACUGAUAUUGUUUUCAUUGGGCCUGCUAAAGAGCCUGAGAAGAAAGAGGAACCCAAAAAAGAGGAACCAAAGAAGGAAGAAGCCAAGAAAGAAGAAGCAAAGAAAGAGGAACCAAAAAAAGAGGAACCAAAGAAGGAAGAAGCCAAGAAAGAAGAAGUCAAGAAAGAAGAAGAACCAAAGAAAGAAGAGAAGAAGCCGGAUCCCAAUCAGCAGCUCGCUGAGCUUGUCAAUGCUUACAGAGCCUAUAAUCCACAUAUGACCACUCACUACUAUGUUCAGAGUGCAGAAGAAAACCCAAAUGCAUGUGUUAUUUGUUAAAUGGUGAAUCGAAAUGCAUGUGUUAGUGAUGAAUUAUAAUCCGAUAUUGAAGCCAGUUGAACGCAAUGUCCUUAGGACAGAGAAGCUUCGCAAGCUUCGCGUGUACAGUUGAUGGAGGUGGAGAAAUGGAUCCCAUGAAUCUGUCCAAAGGUAUGUAACAUAUUUACAGAAUAAAUAACUUUUGGAAUGUAUGAGUUUAGUUGCAAGAGUUUUUGGUUCAGUGAAUCAAAAAUUAUGGUCGUCUUGUCGUUUAUUAUUGUAUUCGUCCAAUGUAAGCCACAAAAAGGUUCCAACUUAUAGGAACUAGGAAGCCAUUUUUCAAGAUCAAUUCAAACGAAGUUUGAUGCAAAUCUGAAAUAAAGUUUUCCAUACUA